This is a messenger RNA of Ananas comosus (pineapple), 2423 nucleotides long. RefSeq names its product root phototropism protein 3-like. The record is from RefSeq and is a predicted model, not a curated record. Lineage: Eukaryota; Viridiplantae; Streptophyta; Magnoliopsida; Poales; Bromeliaceae.
AUGGUUCUGAGGAUUUAUUUGGUUGUUGUGAAUUGGAAGUACCCUCUGCUGUCGCGGAGCGGGCGCAUGAACCGGAUAAUCUACGAGUCGUCGACGUCGCGCGAGGUGGAGCCGACGGUGGUGGAGCUGGACGACCUGCCGGGGGGGCCGGAGUCGUUCGAGCUGGCGGCCAAGUUCUGCUACGGCAUCGCGGUGGACCUGACGGCGGGGAACAUCUCGGGGCUGCGGUGCGCGGCGGAGUACCUGGAGAUGACGGAGGACUUGGAGGAGGGCAAUCUGAUCUUCAAGACCGAGGCCUUCCUCAGCUACGUCGUGCUGUCGUCGUGGCGGGACUCGAUCAUCGUGCUCAAGAGCUGCGAGGGGCUGUCGCCGUGGGCCGAGAACCUGCAGAUCGUCCGGCGCUGCAGCGAGUCCAUCGCAUGGAAGGCCUGCGCCAAUCCCCGCGGCAUCCGGUGGGCCUACACCGGCCGCCCGAAUAAGUCGUCAUUCGUCAUCAGCGGCGGCGGCGGCGCGGCGUCGAGUCCGAAGUGGAAUGCCGACUCGAAGGAGUCGAGCCCGAGCCGGAGCCAGCCCGUGCCGGCCGACUGGUGGUUCGAGGACGUGUCGAUCCUCCGCAUCGACCACUUCGUGCGCGUCGUCACGGCCAUAAAGGUGAAGGGCAUGCGGUUCGACCUGGUGGGCGGCGAUCACGCAGUACGCGGCGAAUGGCUGCCGGGCUUGACGAAAGAGAGCCCGACGGCGCGGCGCGGCGGGAUGAGGGGUGGGGCCAGACGGGCGGGGCUGCACCUGAUGAUCACGGGGGCGGGGGCGGGGGCGGGGGCGGGGAGCAAGGAAGAGCUGACGGGGUCGCAAAUUCGGGAGCAGCGGAUGGUGAUCGAGAGCCUGAUAAGCAUAAUUCCGCCGCAGAAGGACUGCGUGACCUGCAGCUUCCUCCUGCGGCUGCUGCGGCUGGCGAACAUGCUGAAGGUGGCGCCGGCGCUGGUGACGGAGUUGGAGAAGAGAGUGGGGAUGCAGCUGGAGCAGGCCAGUCUGGUCGACCUGCUGAUCCCUUCCUACAACCGGAGUGACACGCUGUACGAUGUCGAUCUGGUGCAGCGCCUGCUGGAGCAUUUCUUGGUGCAGGAGCAGACGGAGGCGUCGAGCCCCGGGAGGGACGCGCCGCCGCCUUACGGAGUCGGCGAGAAGCACGGCGGAGGCGGCGGCAGCGGCGGCGGCGGGGGGUCGGGCCCGAAUGCGAAGAUGCGGGUGGCGAGGCUGCUGGAUAGUUACCUCACUGAGGUGGCGAGGGACCGCAACCUGUCGCUGACCAAGUUCCAGGUGCUCGCCGAGGCGCUGCCGGAGUCGGCGCGCACGUGCGACGACGGGCUUUACCGAGCAGUAGACUCAUACCUCAAGGCGCAUCCGACGCUAACGGAGCACGAGAGGAAGCGGCUGUGCCGGGUGAUGGACUGCCAGAAGCUGUCGAUCGACGCGUGCAUGCACGCGGCGCAGAACGAGCGGCUGCCGCUGCGGCUGGUGGUGCAGAUCCUCUUCUCCGAGCAGGUCAAGAUCAGCAACGCGAUGGCGAACUCCUCCGUGAAGGACGCGGGCGACCUGCCGCACUACCAGCCCAUGGUCUCGUCCAGGAAGCAGCUGCUGGAGGGCACCCCGCAGUCCUUCCAGGAAGGGUGGGCCGCCGCGAAGAAGGACAUCAACACGCUCAAGUUCGAGCUCGAGAGCAUGAAGGCCAAGUAUCUGGAGCUGCAGAACGAUAUGGACGUGCUGCAGCGGCAGUUCGAGAAAAUGACGCUGGCGACGAAGCCCGGGAAGCCGUCGGCGGCAUCCGCGUGGAGCAGCGGGUGGAAGAAGCUGAGCAAGCUGACGAAGAUGGCGAACCACGAGGGGCAGGAGAUGGGGGGCGUCGGCGGCGGCCCGGACCGGCCAGCAGGAGCCGGGCCCGGGGGCGGGCAAGCGAGGAAGGGGCCGAGGAGGUGGAGGAACUCUAUCUCUUGAUCUGAUGAUCUUAGUGAUCAUUAUCAUUACUGAGAUUCAGAUGCAUUUUUAGAUAAAACAAGGUGAUCAGGGACCAUCUAUGGUUGUUGCUGAAACUGAGUGGAUCAGAGUGGCCGAUUCUUUUGCUUUGUGGUUUGGGCUUUUUGUGUGAUAGUAAAGAGGAUUGUGUCUCAUGAAUGUAGAUGCAGUGAUCGGUAAGUAUUGAAUGAGCCUUUUCUGUAAAGGAAAAUAGAUGGCUAUUGAGCUCCAGGGGUUUAUAUAUCUCUGUAGGAAAGUGUUGUAGUCGAUUGGAAUCCUCUGUUCUUGUUGUAUACGGUUACUUAAUAAAUCUCUCUCUCUCUCUCUCUCUCUCUCUCUCUUUCUCUCUCUUCAAAUUUGAAAGUUUGUUUUGUAUGGUACAAUUUUGUUUAAAUUGGGAGAGUUGUGUGCAU